Messenger RNA from Mya arenaria, 2426 nucleotides. Its product is annotated as E3 ubiquitin-protein ligase MSL2-like. Gene Ontology annotation, molecular function: ubiquitin protein ligase activity. NCBI's taxonomy places the organism in Eukaryota, Metazoa, Mollusca, Bivalvia, Myida, Myidae. The record is from RefSeq and is a predicted model, not a curated record. The transcript has a single exon. Gene Ontology annotation, cellular component: MSL complex. The coding region runs from base 96 to 1160 and encodes 354 amino acids.
UUUACGCAUACUCUGUAGAUUUUUGCAAAAUUUUAGACAGUUUUUUUACAAAAUUUUAACAAUUAUAAUAACGAAAUCGUUCGUUAAUAAUUGAAAUGCAUGCCCUCGACUUUUAUACAUCGAUCUGCCGCAUUGUCAUGCGUGCUGACCCGUCAGUUCCGGAGUCAUGGAGCGAAUUACGAAGUCUGCUUCCGUGUUUAAGACAAUCGCUUGGUUGUUAUGUAUGCUUUAACGUUCUAUACGAGCCUAUGGGUCCAAACCAUAACGUUUGCAAGCAUUUCGUAUGUAAGAAUUGUGUUGGUGGCAAAAUGCGACUAAAACCUUCGUGCAGCUGGUGUAAGGAUCAUUGGUUAUUUGUCCCAAAUCCUCUACUGAAAGUGUUACUCUCCUGCUUCAAAAAACUGUGUACUUACAUUCAUAAUUCCCCUCUAGGUGAGGCAAUUUGCAGUGUGAACAUGAAUGGUGAGACAAACAAUUUGCAGUCAAUACUGUUAGAAGGAAUUAACUUGCUUGAUCAAUGUGCACCAUCAACAACUGAAAUUUCAUUGCAUCCUGAACCUUCUACAUCUGCCGAACAUUCAACUUUGAUCUCUGAUGAUAAGGAAAUCACUAAAGCAACUAAUGAUACAUCUGCGAAUGAUGACAGGGAAGACAUACCGAUGUUCACAUACCACAAACGUGCUAGAAGUAAAAAGAAAGUCAGACAAAGUGUAAAACUGAUUCACAAAGCUAAGCAGCAAAGAAAACAGGGUUCACUGAAUAAAGUGUUAAACAAAAAAGCACAAAAAGGCAAACAGAAAAGAAAAAAGAAUACUUCAGCUUACGGUGUUUUAAAAUCUAAGAAUGGACCCGAGGAAUUAGAUCAAAUUGAUGAUGAUGAACCCUCAGUGAAAAAAGUAAAAAUUGAACUGCAGCCGCCAGAACUGAAACCCCUCAGUGUGUGUAACUGUGGAAAAACAGGAAAUAACAAUCAGUUGACAUGCAUUGGGCAGAGAUGUCCUUGUUACAGUAUGAAGCUCCCUUGCUUAAGAACAUGCAAAUGCAGAGGUUGUAGAAAUCCAAAGAAAGGACCAGAUUUUCAACCAAGCACAUCAUGUAGUUCUGCAGUGCUUCGAUCGGGAACCAGAAGUACUGCAGAAUCUCUAUGCUUAAAUAUGUGAACAUCCAAUCAUCAUUAAAAUAUUGUUAGUUAAUUAUAGAUUAUAUCUGUUUGUGCUAACAUUUGUUUUUAAAUAUUCAUUUUUUGAGUUUAUAUUUUUUUCAUAAAAACAAAUAUAAACAUUACCCCUAAGGACACCCAAUAUCAUGACGGGACACUAGAACCUCAAUAGAAGAUAUUACAUGUAUAUCAUGUCAAGUUAUCACAAUUGUAUAACAGAAAGUUUGAUACCUGUCUUCAGUUAUUCUGGAAAAUAACUUGGAUGUUUUGAAAAAAAUGUUGAAGUUUCAUGGAAAGGUAUAAUAUAAAAAUGUCCUCAAUCACUUCUUGAAAAGCGGCAUAAUACCUCUGAAAAUAAUUACUAUUUUCCACCUAUACUCUUGAAACAUAUCAAAACUAGACAGAAAGUUAGGACUUAGAAUACUAUCUGAUGAUUUUAUUAUGCUUGAAAAUGCUGUAAAGCUUAAAAUGAAUUUUGGACUUAAUUUUCAGUAAAGAAAUUCUUGGAUUUGCACUUUUUUAACUAACUCAAAUAACUUCACAAAACACUAAAUUUUAUGCAUAGACUCCUGAUUUCUUUUUCAUAUUUACAUACAUGUAUGUAUAUUUAACCUUCUAUGAGAAACAUUUUUAAGUACUGUAGUUUAAAAAUUAAAAUAAUUCAUAAUAUAUUAUUAUAUAUGCUUUCCGGUGGUUUGUAGAGAUUUGUCAGUGAAAUAAUUUUUGAUAUUGUAUUUCACUGUUUCAAACUGUGAAAAUGUCACUUAGAUAUUUUUAAACUUAAACCUGCUCUCAGUUCCAAAUCAAACGUCAGGGCACUCAGGGCUGGGACACAAUUUCAACAACAUUAUUUUUGAAAUGACAUAACAUGCUCAUACAAAAUGGCAUGUUUUUCUACGAAAGCGUAAAUAAUUGAAUUAUGAAUCCCUGGUAUCUAUUUUUAUGCCCCCUUUUGAAAAAAGUGGGGUAUAUUGUUUUGCACAUGUCGGUCGGUCGGUCUGUCUGUCUGUCUGUCUGUCUGUCGGUCGGUCGGAAUACCAAAUGGUUUCCGAUCAAUAACUUGAGAACGCUUUGACCGAGGGACCUCAUACUUGGUAUGUGUAUUGGUCAUCACCAGCAGAUGAACCCUAUUGAUUUUGAGGUCAGUGGGUCAAAGGUCAAGGUCAGUGUGACCUUUACAUGAAAAACGGUUUCCGAUCAAUAACUUGAGAACGCUUUGACCCAGGAACCUCAUACUUGGUAUGUGUAUUGGUCAUCACCAGCAGAU